GGAGACAGGAUGCAUAAGAAGGAAAAUGUCCAUGUCAGGGUUCAAAGUCCAGCAGGAUUCAGAAGACCCAGCUUUACAAAUGCCAUUGAAAAUAGGAAAGACGCAAAUGACAACAAUGUGUCCCAGUUUACCCGAAGUCGAAGCUUGAGUUUCCAGGCUGCCAUUGAACGUGGACGAAGGAGCCCGGUUGAUGAAGUGGACUUUCUUUCAACCAGUCCAGAUUCCACUCCAGACAGACCAGAGUACCCUCAGUAUGUCCAGCAGGACAUGGCCUCAGCCUCCUCCAGGAAUGAUGGCAAGUCUGUCAGCUUCCACCUCUCCACAGAGGAGUACUUUGACAGUUGCAGUGAGCUCCCCGCCCACGACCCGGAUCCAAGGUACCAUGAGAGAACUGACACAACUCAGAGUACGGCACACGAUGUGGCUUUCUCAGCACAGAUUGCAAGGCAAACUUCUGUCCAGUCAGCAAGGAAGCUGUCAACUCUGAUUGAGGAGGAGUCAGAUCUCUCUGAGGCCCUGAGUGAUAAGAUGGGCACACCCAAACUGAUCAAACGCAUUGUAGAUGAGUAUGCCACGCCCACCAAGAACAGGUUUUGUGCCCAGAUGUCUGAAUCAGAUAACUUUGUCUCCUUUGAUCACACCAGAGAUUAUGACAAGAGUUCCACACCAAAACCUGGGGAGACAGAGACUCAAGUCAAGGAGACGAAGCCGGAGAGAGAAGCCAAGAAAAACAAGAAAACUAGUCAAGGUGACACUGGGCAGACACCUGAAAAGAACAAGGACAGGUCUAUGGAGAAAACAACAUUAGUCAUAUCAGAUUCUCCAAAGGGAACCAGUUCCAAGGCAUCAGAGAAGAAACCCCAGACAAGAGCUGAAGAAUCGCUUGUGGUGCCAAACAGUCCAGAGAAUGGUCUGGUGGAAGAACCUCGCCUUUCUCCUAAGGCUUCCCCCAAAUCCAAGCCACCAUCUAGACUGGCUAAACUGAGACAGAACAACCUGGCUAAGAAGCGGGAUCAUAUGCGCACAAUGAAACUACCUGAGCUACGAGAACUAAGUGAGGGAGAUAUGGCUCCCCCUGAGCUCCUGACGUUAUCAGAGAACACACUGACCCCACCCCCUCCAUCCCAGGACUCAGUCACGCCAAGUUUGCCUGAUGAGUUCCUGGAGAAACUGGGUCUGAAGAUGUCAUCACCUGAUGAGAAACUAGAAAAUGUUGAUGAACUUCCUGAAAAUGAGAUUGAAAGGAAGUUCUGCAGCUUGGCACUGGCCUUCAAGACCGACAAGUUGACCCUGGAAAAACGGAAAGGUAUCCAGGAGAGGUCUAGGGAUCUGGCAGAGGAGAAUGUGGAUAGAGAGCUUGGUGGGCUCAGAGAUGCAGCCGAGGAGCUCAACCAGUCUGUGACUGAUGCCAAGUUACGAGAUGUAAUACAGAGGAUCCAGGGUCACAUUGAAAUCCUGGAACAGUCAGCUGCCAAGGUGUCCAGUAGAGCGGAGGUGUUUGGUGCAGUUCAACAGGAAAACCGGAUGAGUACAGCCAUGGAAAUCAUGAUCACAUACGUCAACCAUCUCCGGUCUCUGUAUGACAAGGAACACACAGAGCUGGAGGACGCCAGAAAAAUUUUGCAAGACAAACCUUUUGGUCAGACAGUCCUUCAUGAUCUAGAUCGGUCCAAUCGGUCAAUGUCAGUUGCAGCCUUAACUGCCCCACUCAGGACAAGACGGAGAAGUGAGGUUGUCUUGCCGCGGAUGUGUGGUGGCGCAGGUAGCCCCCUUCUCAGACACUCAGCAUCAUUGGACUAUCCUUUCUUUACGGAAUCCAAGCAGCAUGGAGGCAGUAGAGAGAAUGUAACUGAUGAUGAGGAUCCCAGGCAGCGAUUCCAAGCAUUAGUGGGCAAUACGCAGAUGCGCAGUGCAGUAGCUACAACUUUUAGACGCGGCUCUUUAGAACGCCAAGCAAGUGUACAGUCUUCCAAGAGUUCCACUUUCUCACUGUCCAGAGAGAGUUCCACAGAAAAGAGCAAGGAGGGUAAGGAAAGUGGUCCACCAAAACAGGGUUCACAAGAAGAAGAGGCAUAUCAUAGAGGGUUUGAAGAUGGUGUGAAAGCCAAGCUAAGUCACGAGCUGUCAGACCUCCGUGAGAAACAGAACAAUAUUGGUCAAAGUCUGGAGGAUGUCAUGGACAAGGUGGAGAGGUCAAAGGAGGAAGAUGAGAGGGAGAAGGAGGAAGCAGCUGAAAGGCGAAUGAUGCAGAUGCGAGCCCUGGGCCUCCAUAAGCCAAGCUGGGACAAUGCGGGACAUACGUUUCGUAUGGCACUGGCUGGGCUCAUCUUCAUGAUAGCAGUGGGCAUGGUCAUCAUGACAAUACUCCCAGGGUCAGCGUCAGGCAUGGAGGUCCACACAGACGUCCAACAUUUCGGUGUGCCACCUGUAUAGAGCCUUGUACUUGCCUUGUCUUUCCCUACUGAGCUGAUGCCUAGCAAACCCAACAGUGAACAGUAUCUACCAUGAAUGGCCCCCAUCGACAUUUGGUGCCAACUCCAAUGUCUGUUGAUAUUAAUUAGCCAAUCCAGAAAUAUCAACAUUUCAUGACCUUGGUCAGGUUUGACUCUCCCAAUAGGAUGUUGAUCUAAGCAAGCCAGAUCAAUCUACUAUAGAUAAACUUGGUCAAUGGUCAGUAUAUCAUGUGGUUCCCAAUACCUGGGGUGGAGGAGGAUGGCAGAUAUCUAUGAUGCUGUUACUGCUUUUGAGGCUUGUGAAGAUUUUUCUGACCUUCAGUCGAAGUGUACCCUAAAGUUUGUGGAGAUCCCUGAUGAACAGCUCACAGAUUUGUUGAAGGUUACUUGUUUCUCAGGUUGUAUAGAUGAUAUAGUUUGUACUCUGUCAACAUGGUCAAGUGAAGAGACUGUAUAUUUCGAGCCUUGGAAGACUCACUGGCUAAAUGCUGUGAUUGUUUGCAUUCUAUUUAUUAGUCAAAUCCAAACCUAUUUAUAUGGCCUGUAAGUGGUAUGAAAUAGAAGAAAAGCUUAUAUAUCUGUGUAUAUUGUAUCAUAUUAUGCUGUACAAAAUAUCAAAUUGUCAUGAGAGUGAUAUUGUGUCAAUUCAAGUGUGUUGUUUUGUCUUCAGAAUCUUUCAAUCAAUUUGUUUACUGGAAUUCAGUAGAUUUUCAAUGGUUAUUCAUUUGGUAUUGAUACAGCUCUCAUAGUUUUACCUUAGUAUUUAAAAAAAAAUCAAAAAUGUUUUGCAAUGUUUCGAAAGAUUGUGCUAUGUCCUAGUUAAUGACUUGUUUGUUAUCUCAACCUAAGCAAUGACUAGCAGAUUCUGCUGUACCAGUGACCUGAAGUCAGAAUGAUUUUCUGAUGUAUUUUCUUGAAAGAAUGUAAUAUUUUAAGGUAGAAAAGAAAAGUUUAAGAAAUUUGAUUUCAUCAAGGCGUUUCUGUUAUCAAUAUAUUAACAUUAGGACUGAUGUUAUUGCAAGAUGGUAUCAGUCCACUUCACCUGAUGUUUUCAUGAAAAAUGCCAAAUACCUGUACGAGAAGAUGGUC
Messenger RNA from Haliotis rubra (blacklip abalone), 3542 nucleotides. RefSeq names its product inositol 1,4,5-triphosphate receptor associated 1-like. The coding region runs from base 10 to 2433 and encodes 807 amino acids. NCBI's taxonomy places the organism in Eukaryota, Metazoa, Mollusca, Gastropoda, Lepetellida, Haliotidae. The record is from RefSeq and is a predicted model, not a curated record. The transcript is spliced from 19 exons.